Zymoseptoria tritici IPO323 is the source of this 645-nucleotide messenger RNA. RefSeq lists its product as uncharacterized. The coding region runs from base 1 to 645 and encodes 214 amino acids. The transcript has a single exon. The record is from RefSeq and is a predicted model, not a curated record. Lineage: Eukaryota; Fungi; Ascomycota; Dothideomycetes; Mycosphaerellales; Mycosphaerellaceae.
AUGGCUUCGAAUUCAGACCAAGUCGAGCAGUCAAAGUCUCGAAAACGAAAGCGAAACACGGAGAUCCAAAGCAGCGGGCAAGAGAUCAUCGCAACGGCCUCUGAAGUCAACCAGGAGGACAUGGAAAAGUUCAGCCAGGUCGUCAUCGCACUCCAAGCUAGACUCGUCGCUUUCGAGAAGGAACACGCGGCGUUGGUCAAAAUCUACAAGCUCAGCAUUUCGGACAGGAACAAAUUCAUCAGCCACUACAAAACCGUCAACCACAUUGAUCAAGAAGACGAUGACGACCAGCAGCAUGAGUCUGCCGACGCACGCAACACUCAUGUAAAAUACCUCGAGAAGAAGGAGGCAAAGCUCAAGACGAGGAUCGAGGACUACAACAAGCUGCUGAACAUGCACUUUACAUGUGUUCGGAAGAGAGUCAAGAUCGAGAGCAUGUCUGUGGAGCCAUCUCAGAUCGAAGUUGCUGCAAGGGCUUUGGCUGAGAUGUCGGACAUGGCUCAGCUCAGCGGCGGUCUUGCGAACUUGCUCGAGGCUUGCAAUGAAAAGGAGAACGUCACAGAAGCGGAGCUGAAGUCAAAGGCACAGCCCGGGGCCGUGGUCUUGAAGAUGGAACAGCAGUUGGAGUCCGACCAGGUGUCGUAG